This is a messenger RNA of Saccharomyces eubayanus, 132 nucleotides long. It is a transcript of the gene PMP2, whose product is annotated as proteolipid ATPase. NCBI's taxonomy places the organism in Eukaryota, Fungi, Ascomycota, Saccharomycetes, Saccharomycetales, Saccharomycetaceae. The record is from RefSeq and is a predicted model, not a curated record. Gene Ontology annotation, molecular function: enzyme regulator activity. Gene Ontology annotation, biological process: regulation of catalytic activity. The transcript has a single exon. Bases 1 to 132 code for a protein of 43 amino acids.
AUGUUGAUGAACAUGUUGCCAGGUGGUGUUAUCUUAGUUUUCAUUCUAGUCGGUUUGGCUUGUAUCAUUAUCAUUUCUACCAUUAUCUACAACAAAUGGAAGGCCAGACAACAAGGGUUGCAAAGAUUUUAA